Molecule: messenger RNA, 1704 nt
Organism: Scutellospora calospora
Lineage: Eukaryota; Fungi; Glomeromycota; Glomeromycetes; Diversisporales; Gigasporaceae
Source: the annotation of a GenBank genome assembly
AUGCCUGACGAAAAGAAACUUCCGUGGGGAAUUAAUGCAACAAAGCCCGGUUCUGCAAAGACUCUUACGAAAACUAAGCUACAAGCAUUUAGCAUUGGUACUCAUAAAAAGACGCCUUUUCAAAAGCAUAAAGAAGAACUAGAACAGAAGAAAAAGCAAGAGUCUGAAGAAGCUGCAAAAGUUUAUGCUGAAUUCGUAGCAUCAUUCGAAAAAGACGAAGGUGGUGGAAAAGCCUUUGUUAAAGGCGAAACUAUUGUACCAAAAUUAUUAUUCGAUCAUGAAGUGAUAAAUAUUAAAAAGGAAACACCUGUCCCAACGACUCCGCCAAAAUUAUAUAAACCACAAGCUUUCGUACCUGCUGUAACUACUAUUACUGAACGAGAACCGACCCCCGAAAUUAAAGUCGAAGAGAGCAUAGACAAGAAUGAGGAUGAAGACAAACAAGAAGAAAAGGCUAAAAAAAAGCGUAAUUUAGAUUCUUUUUUGGAAGAAAUUAAACGUGAACAAGAAGAAAGAGAGGAUCGGCUGAGACAAAAACAUGCAAAACUUGCUGGCGCUGGUGUUUCAACAGUCGGUGCAAAUGAUAUAGAAAUUGGUUCUAGCGAUGAAUUUGUGCCUACUUCACUAACAGUUAAAGCAGCUUUUGAGGAUCGACCUGGAUCACACGAUACCGGUGAUCCAAAUACGACAAAUUUAUAUGUUGGCAAUAUAAGUCCUGAGGUUAAUGAAGAAAUGUUAUGCAAAGAAUUUGCAAAAUAUGGUCCUAUAGCAAGUGUAAAGAUAAUGUGGCCACGUACUCAAGAAGAAAAAGAUAGGAAUCGUAAUUGUGGGUUUGUCAGUUUUAUGGAUCGUGAAUGUGCAGCUAUAGCCUUAAAAAAUAUGGACGGAAGAGAAUUACUUGGCUAUGUUAUGAGAGUGGGAUGGGGUAAAGCAGUACCAAUUCCACCACAACCUAUUUAUGUAUUGAAUGAAGGUGGACGACCACCGCCAAGUGGAUUACCUUUUAAUGCACAAAUGGUUCACGCAAAUAAUUAUGCUACUGUACCACCACCUGGGUCGACUACAGCCGUUUUAAAAGGUCCUCGCCUUGAGGUACAGGUUGCGCGGCCUGAAGAUCCUCAAAUUAUAAAAAUAAUACAUCGCAUGGUAGAACGUGUUGUAAAAUAUGGACCACCAUUUGAGGCUAUAAUAAUGGAUCGCGAAUGGAAUAAUUCCAAAUUUGGGUUCUUGUUCAAUAACGACUCACCUGAACAUAUUUAUUAUCGUUGGAGAUUAUAUUCCAUUCUCCAAGGCGAUCCAAAGAAUAAGUGGCGUACCGAAGCUUUUCACAUGUUUAAUGAAGGACCUAUAUGGGUUCCUCCGGAGAUACCUUUUGAUGAAGACGCCGCAGAUGAGUUAUUGGACUCCGAUGAAGAGGAUGAACGAGAAAGAGAGCGUGUUCCUAAAGGUACACUCGGCCCUAAAGCAAAACAUCGAUUAGAAGUAAUGUUACGGAAAUUGACCUAUGAGAGAGGCGCUAUAGCAAAAGCAAUGACCUUUUCCAUUGACCAUUCUGACGCUGCUGAUGAGGAAACGCCUAUUCCAAUCAAAGUUGCUCGACUAUAUUUGGUAUCAGAUAUUCUACAUAAUCGUAGUGUUUCAGUGCCGAAUGCCUGGAAAUUUAGAACAAUUGAAGCAGAGACUUUUAGGGAAGUGGCAAAAUAG